UUAUGCAGUAUUAUGCGAUAUUACGUUGGUAUGACCAUCGACAGAAAAAAUAUGUAUUUGUUAUAUAGAGAGGAUGUCGGAUAAUGCGGUUUCAUUUGUCGGGUCCAUUUGGUUGGAGAAGUAUGACUGAACGUCUGUCGGCUUUUUAUGUCGAUAAAGUAUGAAGGUUGUUAGUUAUGUUGUACGUCGUGUGUCGGGACCACUUAGCCCGGUGCUAAAUGAAGUCGUUGCCGCGUUCCAAGAUUGGGCAGAACAUCGGUACCGGCAAAAAAAUAUGAUAAAAUUUUACCAUUGCCAUGAUUUUACGGAACAAUAUUUUAAAACAGGUUAACACUAAGAAGCAGGAAAAUACAAUCUUCAUUGUUUACAGACUUAUUGGAAACUCAGUUUAUUAAAUUUUGUUUAGAUAAAAAAAAUCGUACACAUCCUUCAAAAAACUGCAAGUUUUUGCAUAAGGAAUCGGUGUUUUGAGAAAUGAUCACGCAUACGAAUCAUGCAUAGUGCCUAAUAUGGCUUAAAAGGCGGUAGGUCUACGAAAUAGGCCAAUCAGAUUUUGUCAUCUAUAAAACUUCGUACCUAUUCGACUUAUUGCAAUGUAUUAUAGUUUUUCAGGAUUCCUGAGCACGAGGAGCGAUGGUGCACCGAAAAUAUUUUGCAAAGACGACUUUAAACAUUUUGUGGAGCUGAAGCUGUGCAGCUCUCAAAAAAUUUCAAAUCACUCUCUUUUGAUUCAGGGACAGUUUUCUUAUUUCUUUUUUCCCGAAAGGGAAUGCAGAGUAAUGACAGUCAGGCAUGUUUGCUCCUUUCUCCACUGCAAACUAAAGAUGUUGUUUCUCGUAAGCAAUUUCUAGAGGAGCUGGAAAAAGAAUUUGACGAUGAUCUGGAGAAGGAGAAAAAUAGACAUUUGAAUGGACAUAACCAUAACAGUGUAAAUAACAGUAAUAUUUGCAAUACUACAAGUUUUUAUCCUGUACUUUUACGACUUGCACAUGAAUGCCCAUUUCACGAUGUACGAUUGGCAUGCGAAGGAAUUCUUCUAAAGCUUGAGAACAAAGGUGUUAGGAUUCCCCGAAGAAAAGUAUUUGGUCCAUCAAAGUUUAUAUCUACCAAAGAUUGUGUUUCAAUCGAUACAACGGAUGAUGAGGUUCAUGGCUGUUUUGUUGAUGCAUUUCUUUUUAAUGGACGUACGUCUCACAUACAUCAGUUACUAGGAUACCAUAUUCAAUAUUUGUCGUGUUUUUUGCAGUUUGAAUCAUUGUUGAUGCGCUGCAAUGGUUCACUGAGAAUCGACUGGAGAUAUUAUAUUGGGAUCAUGGGUGCAGCCAGGCAUCAAUGUGAUAUCCUAAUACAAGAGUGCGAAAAGAUGUUCCUGAUGAUGGAUGGCGAUCCACAGUGGUUAAAUGGGGUACAAAAUGUUCCUGUAAAACUGCAGAAAUUAACCAAACUAAGCAAAAUACUUGCACACCAACCUUGGUUGCUAUCAGAGCCUGUAAUAAAGGACUUGUUAGUGGGUCCUCCUGCUGAGACAUGGUCUGUAUCUGAAUUAAUCCAUGCCAUUGUUAUAUUGGUACACUAUCAAACGUUAUCUGGUUUUGUUUUUGGUUGUGGAAUAACACCAGAAAUUGACUCUAAAAAUGGACAUUCUCAACGUAGCCAAUCAUCUGGUGAAUGCAGUUCUGGUACUGAAGUAUUGACACCUACCAAACUUAGAGCACCAUCCCUAGAUACAAAGGAACAAUCGGAUACGACAGCGGGUUUGUUCCAAAAGAUCCAAAAAAUUAAACGUGAGGAAACAGAUAACUCACAAGAGGAGGAAGAAAGUGAAAAGUUGCGCCAGUUCCAGGAAGUUGAAACAAAAGAACUGGAUGAUGAAUCGAUGGAAGGGGACUCAUUCUCCAUUGAUAGUGACUACGAUAGAUACAUAGAAGACAAAAAUUUUCAUUAUGAAGAAUUUGCUAAAAGAAAAACCAAAGAUAUUGAAGUUUUCAGAGCUCAAGAUUAUAGUUGGCAACAGCAUUGUUUUGCUUUUAUUAACCGUUUAUUUCCUGAGAUGGGAACGUUAUUAGAUGAUAAAUUUCGGUGUUCCUUUAAUUUAACUUAUAACACAAUGGGAGACAGCAUUACAGAUGUAGACACGUCAAAAUUUCGCCUGGCCACAUGGAAUUAUAUUCAUUUAGUUUAUGGCAUCUUUCACGAUGACUACGUGUAUUAUGAGGUCAAUAAAUUACUGGAAAAAGCUUAUAAAUCCUAUAUAAAAAAGGUGGCGUGUUUUCCGGAGAGAACUACAUUUUUAGACUACCACGACUAUUACACAGACCUCUUACCCUCGGAAAAGGUCCACAUCAAUUUGCUAGUUCUGGAGUCACGAAUGCAGGCUAUUUUGUUGUAUGCAUCACGUAGUAUCAUGAAGUACAUGAACCAGUGUUGAGCGCAUGAAGCUUCAUAUAUGCUUGCGUACGCACGUUUAAACGUAAGAAAAAAUGUGGUGUGAAUGCAGGAUUUUUUUCUUAUAGAAAUUAUACUAAAUUUUAAAGGUUAGUUUCCACUAGGUGUUCUUAGACGCUUCGAGAAAUAUAAUGACGAAUGCAUGUGUAACCAACCUAGUGUAGACUGACCUUCGUUUCUUUAUAUAAAAAAAAGAAUUAAUUUCACUAAUUUUUGUUACCGAUUUUCUAUUGAAAAUGAAAAAAUGUUAUUUCUGUUUAGUUUGUUAAAAUAUAAACUGUAUAUUAGCCAGAAUGUUUCCGUCCUGUUUUUAUAUUAUUUAGCAUUAUACUUUCAACAGAUUACUGUUCUGAAGCCUAUUCAGUUUUUGUGAACGUUAAACGAGAAUAAUUCUCAAUGUAGUACGUAUUCUUCAUGUUGUGGCUGAAUUCUUAUAUUUUAUACCAAUAAAUAAGAUAAACCUGGUCAUUUAAGUAGACUUAUUAUUCAAUAUGUCAAAAGUUUAAUUUGGUUAAAACGAAAAACACUUUUUAUGUUGUAACGAUAUUCUGAAUAUUCUUAUUGUUGUGUAUUAGCAUUAUCUUGAUUAUUAAUCUCGAUCAUUAAUUUCUAUUUAUUUACUUUCUGCUAAAAUAAACAGGGAACAUAAAAAUAUAUACCUGCAAUAAAGACGAGUCAAUUAGACGGGUUUUUAGUCGACAAUAGAAACGUCGUGUGUUAAGAGCCUUAACAGUAGAAUUGUGGUGUGUUUAAAGCCUUGAUGACGUUUUUAGUCUUCUUUUUAUUAUCUUUUGAUUUUUUAACUGGAAUAUGUUGUAUGUUUUUAACCGGUGUACACAAAAAACAUCUAGAUAUAAUAUUGCAUCGCCUAUCAAA
Messenger RNA from Hydractinia symbiolongicarpus, 3321 nucleotides. RefSeq names its product sestrin-1-like. NCBI's taxonomy places the organism in Eukaryota, Metazoa, Cnidaria, Hydrozoa, Anthoathecata, Hydractiniidae. The record is from RefSeq and is a predicted model, not a curated record. The transcript is spliced from 11 exons. Gene Ontology annotation, molecular function: L-leucine binding; oxidoreductase activity, acting on peroxide as acceptor. Gene Ontology annotation, biological process: negative regulation of TORC1 signaling; regulation of response to reactive oxygen species; positive regulation of macroautophagy. Gene Ontology annotation, cellular component: nucleus. The coding region runs from base 770 to 2428 and encodes 552 amino acids.